AUGGAUCCUCCCGGCAUUUUGCCCCUCUAUAUGAAAGGCAGAAAACUGGUCGAAAGGUUCAACUGGGACCAGCGAGAGCGAGACCUUCGGCAAGCGAUCAACACGAUCGCGGUCAGGCUCGGAGAGCUGCAUAAAGAAGACGUGCAAAAUAGGCAGACGAAAUUCAUCAACGAAGAGAGACAAAAGCGUCGGCUUCUCGUCACUGACACUCGCUUCCCAUGUUGCACAAAGGAGCGGCCACCUGGUGCAGCUGUUGUACAGGGAGCCUCGCACGGCAUGAAACCUCUUCCCGGGCCGUGGCAGUGCUGUCUCUCGGCAUCGUCUCGUCGUUCGACAGGAGGGGCUGAGUCAACUUCAUCGGGGAUUCGGACACAAACGGUGAAAUACGGCGAGGCGCCGUCUAGUCUUGCGAGCACCGGGUCAAGAUCAAGCCACAGUCAGCGCAUUAAGACAGCAGAUGGACGAAGGAAGCGUAUGCUUGUACCCCUGCCUACCCGUCACAGCCGCUGCGUGUCACGGCGAUCCAGCUCCUCGAACGAAUCACCGGAACGGCCUAGACGGUUAUGCCUGGUCGACGAAACUAGCGGCAACUCACGUGAAUAUCCCAUGUAUAACGAUGACGAUCUGGAUCAUAGCUCCUUGCUUAGAGGGAACAAAACGGUCGCAUCGUAUCUCGCACGGACUGUCGCUCUCGUAGACCGCGUACUAGAGCGAGACCAGAGUGCGAGAAUAGAACAAUUCCGAAAGAAAUUCUGUUGUCCUUAA
Besnoitia besnoiti is the source of this 765-nucleotide messenger RNA. RefSeq lists its product as uncharacterized. Lineage: Eukaryota; Apicomplexa; Conoidasida; Eucoccidiorida; Sarcocystidae. Bases 1 to 765 code for a protein of 254 amino acids. The transcript is spliced from 5 exons. The record is from RefSeq and is a predicted model, not a curated record.